Molecule: messenger RNA, 3254 nt
Organism: Drosophila rhopaloa
Lineage: Eukaryota; Metazoa; Arthropoda; Insecta; Diptera; Drosophilidae
Exons: 9
Coding region: 1-2985 (994 amino acids)
Molecular function (GO): serine-type endopeptidase inhibitor activity
Source: RefSeq, a predicted model, not a curated record
AUGACAUUAACCACACUUUAUCUCCGGAUGAUUUGUAUACUUUCAGCUUGCUGGUUUCUCCCACUGCUCUGCCUAGCCCUCUUCCCCUCUCCGCUGGUCCGCUCCUCUGACGUCACCAUGACCGACAACGCCAACAUGGAGUUCUCCCGCCGACUGGCUCUCUUUUCCAACAAUGUCUACGAAAAGCUGUCGGCGCAGAAUCCCAGCCAGAACAUCAUUUUUUCACCCUUCUCUAUCCAGACGUGUGCGGCGAUGGUUCGGAUGGGCGCGGAAGGAGAGACGGCCACCCAGUUGGACCAGGGUCUUGGUUUGGCCUCCAGCGAUGCGGAAAAAAUCGCCGAUAGUUUCCGCAAGGUACUGGCCGCCUACAAGGACAGCAAGGUCCUGCGGAUCGCCAACAAGAUCUUCGUAAUGAAGGGCUAUCCACUACGUCGGCAGUUUGUCCAGCUGCAGAUUAAGAAGUUCCUCUCGUCGGCGAGGAGCGUCAACUUCGCCAAGAGCGACAAGGCGGCAGCCACCAUAAACAAGUGGGUAGAAAAGCGCACCAAACACUUGAUAAAAGACUUGGUUCCGGCCACCGCACUGAACGCCAAUUCACGACUGGUUCUAGUGAACGCAAUCCACUUCAAGGCCACCUGGCAGUACCAGUUCUCCAUAUAUAAAACCUGGCCGGCUUCCUUCCACUUGAAUGGGGACCACAGCGUCCGUGUUCCGAUGAUGGCUUUAAAGGAGUGGUUUCGAUUUGCCAAUCUACCAGAACUGGACGCCUCAACCUUAGAGCUGCCCUUCAAGGACUCUAACCACUCCAUGUUGAUCGUCCUGCCCAACAACAGGACGGGUUUGUCCGCCAUGGAGGAGAAGCUGCGUGUGACGCCACUUUCGCUUAUUACGCAGGCACUGCAAAAGACUGAGGUACUAGUGAAGUUGCCCAAGUUCAAGGCCGAGUUCCAAGUGGAGUUGAGUGAUGUUUUCCAAAAGCUGGGCAUGUCGAAGAUGUUCACCGACCAAGCGGAGUUCGGCAAAAUACUUGAGAGCCCCGAGCCUCUGAAGGUGUCGGCCAUCAUACACAAGGCCUUUAUCGAUGUGAACGAAGAGGGAACAGAAGCAGCGGCUGCCACGGGUAUGGUCAUGAUACCCUAUUCGAUUACUAUUUACCCCCCGGAACUGAAACGCUUCACUGUAGACCAUCCAUUUAAGUUCUACAUUCUCAAUAAGGACUCAACUGUUCUUUUUGCUGGAAGCAUACCCGUUAAUGGUGGCCACCGCCUGGGCGCUUUGCGCAAAGUUGACGCUCUGCGCCGCCGAGAGGAACUCCUUGGUCAGCAGCUGGUCAAACUCCUGGCGCAGCGGAUGGCCCUCCAUCACGAAGAUCUUGUUGGCAAUCCGCAGGACUUGGCUGUCCUGGUAGGCGGCCAAUACUUGGUUGAAGCUGUGGGCGAUUUGGCCCGCGUCGCUGGAGGACAGACCAAGACCAUGGUCUUUAGCACGGCAUCGAAGUUCUCGGCUAUCUCCCGCACAUCCCGCCCUCCGAACCGGAGACCCUCAUCCAACUCCUUGGCCGUGGCCGAUCCCUCCGUGGCUCCCAUCCGCACCAUUCCACCAGAAGUUCUGACGGACAGCGGGGAGUGGAUGAUGUUCUGGCCGGGAUUGGCCCGGCUCAGCUACAUUCCCUGGUGGAAGUCAGUUCCACGCCGUCUGACAGACACCUCGCACCUACUCCAGCUGCCCUCUGAUUGCCUCCGUUUAAUUCUUUUUUCCGGUGUCAAGAUGAGCGAUCCCCAAGAAAGUAGAAAUCUGUUUUCUCGAACCCUGAUAGAUACCAUUACCAAGGAUGCCCUGCAGCAAAGUGAUGAGGGUCAAAUCAACACGGUUUUCUCACCCGCGUCCGUCCAAAGUUGUUUGACCCUGGCUUUCAUGGGAGCCUCGGGAUCGACGGCCGAGGAGCUGAGGAAUGGACUGCAGCUGGGAGCAGGGGAUCGCCACCACAUAGCUCGCACCUUUGGCGAGUUCUGGCGGACGAACUGCAACUACGGGGAAAGGGGACCUGUGCUGAAGUCCGUGAACCGAUUGUACGUGAACGACAACCUGGAACUGCAGCCGGAAUUUAACGAGAUCGCCGGGGACUUUUUCCAGUCGAAGGCGGAGGCGGCGAAGUUCGCCGAUUCAGAGGGAGCCACGCAGCAGAUCAACGCCUGGGUGGAGAAGGAAACGGAGCAAAAGAUCAGCAACCUACUUCAAUCGGAUGCCGUGAACGACGAGACGAGUGCCGUGCUCAUCAACGCCUUGUACUUCAAGGGAAAAUGGCUGAAACCCUUCAUGCCAGAGACCACGUCGAUGGAUGCCUUCCAUGUGGAUAUGGACUCCCGUGUGGAAGUGAGCAUGAUGUACCAGGAGGACAAGUUCAGGUUUGCCGAUCUCGGACAGCUAAAUGCUACGGCCGUGCAGCUGCCGUACGAGUACUCGAACAUCCACAUGCUUAUCCUGCUGCCCAACGAAAUCUCUGGCCUGCAGGACUUGGAACUGAAACUCAACAACGUGGAUCUAGCCGACAUUGACGCGGCUAUGACCCUACAGGAUGUGGAGAUUUUCCUGCCCAGGAUGACCAUAGAGUACGACGUGGACCUCAAACCAAUUCUAAAUCAGCUGGGUAUUGCUGAAGUCUUUAGCGAUAAGGCGCAACUGGACGGACUCUUUAAGUCGAGAACAGGCCAGAAGAUCUCGGCGGCAAGACAUCGCGGUUACAUCGACGUAAACGAGGCGGGAUCAGAGGCAGCCGCCGUCACUUUCAUGAAGAUUGUGCCCAUGAUGCUGAACAUGAACAAGAAGCUCUUCAGGGCAGAUCACCCGUUUGUGUUCUACAUACGCAACUCGCAGGCCGUGUUCUUCGCCGGCCGAUUUGUGAUUCCCGAUUGUGGAUUACCAGAGGAAGGCGAUUCGCGGGAAGGUUCCAAUGCCAGCAUGUACAAUGUCCAAGAGCAGCAGUGAGACCAAAUAAAAUUCAGCUGGGAAAUCCCACUAGAACUCAUUGAAUUUCAAUCUAAGAGAGCUGUGUUCGCAGUUCUCAAUAACAAGGUAUUGCAUUAGAGUCCAGUACAUAUAUAAGCUCGUCUUGGCACUCUCCGCUCAGUUUACAGAGAUACCUAUCUCGGGGACCAGUUCGUUGGAGGCGGUGAAAUGAAUUACUUGUGUAAGUUGCGAAUCGAUGUCGGGCAGUGAAAUAGAAGUAAAUAAAUGCCAAUGUAUUCAAUGUUAAA